Molecule: messenger RNA, 2714 nt
Organism: Amphibalanus amphitrite
Lineage: Eukaryota; Metazoa; Arthropoda; Thecostraca; Balanomorpha; Balanidae
Product: oligoribonuclease, mitochondrial-like
Exons: 2
Coding region: 341-1105 (254 amino acids)
Cellular component (GO): mitochondrion
Molecular function (GO): nucleic acid binding; 3'-5'-RNA exonuclease activity
Source: RefSeq, a predicted model, not a curated record
AGGCGUGUCCGAACGAACGGGGAGGGCACCGGGGCACUGUGCCCCCUUUGAUUUUGGCAUUUCAACAUUAGCCCUAUGGGUGUUCCAUGGAAAGAAUGGGACCAAAAGUCAGCAGUGCCCCCCCCCCCCCUUAAUUGAAAGUGUUCCGCCGCUACUGAUGUCAAUGUGUCUCGCCUCUAGUUCCACCCCUUACUGUUACUGCUAUAUGAAUCCUCUAAGGAAAUAUGCCACUUUUAUCAUGGGGUUUUGAACUGGAAUGGCAGUUUCUUUGAGACUACACAAAUCGGGGGCUCUUGUGGCCCAACCAACCAAGGCGGCCCAACCAUUACCAUAGGCCAAGAUGAAGAUAUUUAUUUCUUGUUUUGAAAAGAGUGCCUUUUGCAGGAAUGUGGUAACUUGUAUAAAGAUACCAAGAAUGCAGCAAGCCAUCACCAUUUUUGCAAACCAUUGCUGCCUGACGACCUGGUUGGGCGGCACAGUGGCCUUCUGCGUGAGCCGCGCGGCCCGUCUGCCGCUGAAGUACCUGCGUUACGCCCGUCGUCUUUGCACCAUGCCGCCGCAGAUCUCUGACCGGCUGGUGUGGAUCGACCUGGAGAUGACCGGGCUGGACCCGGAGCGGGACCGGAUCUUAGAGGCCGCCUGCGUGGUGACGGACGGCGCGCUGCGGCCGCUCGAGCCGGGACUCCAGCUGGUGGUGCACGAGCCCGAGUCGGUGCUGCGAUCCAUGAACGCCUGGUGUGUGGAGCACCACGGCCGCUCGGGACUCACUGAGGCAGUGCGACGCAGCACCAUCAGCCUGGCGGAGGCCGAGCAGACCCUACUCAGCUACGUCCGUCGCCUGACGCCGGCCGGACAAUGCCCGCUGGCCGGUAACAGCGUGCAUAUGGACCGCGUGUUCCUCAUGAAGUACAUGCCGCGCCUGCUGGACCACCUCCACUACCGGAUCGUCGACGUGUCCACGCUCAAGGAACUGGCGCGUCGCUGGCGGCCCGAGCUGCACGACGCCGGCCGCCGCGGCAAGAAGUGCGCCCACCGCGCGCUCGACGACAUCCAGGAGAGUAUUGCCGAGCUGCGUCUCUACAGAGAGAAGUUUAUACGAGCGUAGUGGCGAAGGGGUGAGAAACCGUACCCGUGCUGCCACCCCUGUGGGCAACGGGACGGUUAGGCGAUUCGUCUAGGGGAGGAGCGACGUUACAGAAUCAGCAUCGACCAUUGGCGAUGCGAACAGUCGUACAAAGACGUUAACAUUCUGUAGUUAAUGAACGUUGACCUUGUUCAUUGUUUUGGAAUAUCGCUUGUUGAGCUCGACAAUAUCGCAGAGAUGUAUGAUUAAGUAGGUUUGGUCAAAUUGGCGAAAUCAUGCCCAGCCCGUCCCACGGCAUCUGUGAGCUGCCACCACCAGAUUCUACAGCUGUCUAGCCGGUGUCUGUUGGACAGAUUGGCGUAACGACUGACCCAGACGUACGCUUGUUUUAGAUCAUGAACGGCAGAUUGCGGUCCGCCUUGGCAUAAAAACCGGCGGCUGUUUGCAGUCGAUUAACUCUAUAGUAUUUGUGCUGUCAAUGGUGGAUAAAGAUCUUUGCUACGAAAAAAUUAUGGGUGUGAACGAGAAGCGGUAACCAUUAAGAAGUGAGAAGGGAUAGGGCUGAUGAUUACUGUUGUGGCUUCAUUGUUUUAGCCUGGAUAGAUGAAUUGUUUCAAGCUUUGAUGGCUAGUGGUGCUUGUUUUGAUGUUUCAUUCUAUAGUUUCUAUCGUGCUGGAUUUUGACUUUGCGUUCUGUCUGUUUUAAGACUGUUGUUACCUUGUACUCCAUAUCUCAUCAUCCGGGAAAGAUUUAGGUUGGUUGGUUCUUGUGAACGGCUCGGGUCCUCAGAUGCCUGAUCUGAUUUGAUCUGUCAGCUGCGGGAUUCAUAUAUUAGUGCCUACCGUGUAUUCGGCACACGGCUGCUUCACCGUUCUGCCGUCCAAAGGCAAAAACGCAUAUGUCGGGUCAUGACCUGACCCGACAUAUGCGGUUUUGCCUUUGGACGGCAGCGUUUGUGGAAGUUUGCGGAAUUAAUGACACCUAUCUCUACCAGUUUAUCAACUUGAUCGCCUAUUGCACCAGCAUUGACACAGGACGGUAUCGUCUCCGUUCGUGUUUGUGUUUUCCUUAGUGUCUAGUAACAAGGAAGCACCGGUCCCUUGCUGCGUUGUACCACGGUGACGGAUCUGACGCCAAUCUGUCGACGUUUAACACUGGGCUGCGAUGCACUGUCGGCAACUUUAUACUUGCGCGCCAGCGAUGUUUCUAUCGAUAUCAUGAACAGUUUUCUCGCACACCGGGUCUGAACCAUGUCACAGGCUUGACCAGUGAACGGGUGAUAGCCACUGCGACUUUGUUCACCAAUGUUUAUCACUGGCGUGGGUUUCCACUGAUUCACAAGGUGCCCCGGGACGGAGAAACGUUUCUUGAAACUGCAUGCGCCUAGUUUGACUGUAAGACGAUGAGGAAUUUAAAUCUGAGGGCACUUAUGAAUUGUCUUUGCGAACAGGAACAUGACGUGUGGCUAGGAUGCGAACUUAAUGAGCUGUGAUCUUUGAACGAUGGGACUCCGACAGGAGCCGGCGGUGCCGUACAGUGGAUCGGACCUGCUACCGUUUGAAACUCGCACUCGUGAUGAAUGACAGCCUCUCAAAGUAGAUUCGUUGAUGAAUAUAUGUAGUUUCAAUAA